Molecule: messenger RNA, 1583 nt
Organism: Macrosteles quadrilineatus (aster leafhopper)
Lineage: Eukaryota; Metazoa; Arthropoda; Insecta; Hemiptera; Cicadellidae
Product: juvenile hormone epoxide hydrolase 1-like
Exons: 7
Coding region: 119-1534 (471 amino acids)
Biological process (GO): epoxide metabolic process
Molecular function (GO): epoxide hydrolase activity
Source: RefSeq, a predicted model, not a curated record
UCAUAGUGUUUAUCAUACCAGACUGUACUCCCCACUCCAAUCUUCCCAGCAGUACAGCUGUAGAGAGCAGCACAGCCACAAGCCACAAUCCUUGGACAUAACCUAAUCAUCUACAAGGAUGGUGGUGAGAGGGUUGGUGCUGAGUGUUGUGAUAGUUCUGCUAGCAGUUGGCGCAGGUGUCUACUAUGAUCACCUGACAGCAUUCUCAGGCGCAGUACCUCAGCUGACUGAGGAGUGGUGGGGGGUCGGCCCUUCUAGAGCAGACGACACCUCCAUCAUCCCCUUCAAGAUCAACUACCCUAAACAGGUGCUUGAUGAUCUCCAUAUUCGGCUGAACAACACCAGAGUAUUCCACCCCCCACUGGAAGGUGUUGGGUUCGAGUAUGGCUUCAACACUAAGUUUCUUCAAAAAGUACUAGACUUUUGGAAGACCAAGUAUUCUUGGGAAGAACGCCAGAAGUACUUAAACUCAUUUCCACAGUUCACCACAGAAAUCCAAGGCCUCAAGAUCCAUUUUAUUCACGCAAAGAUAACACAGACAAAAAAACCAGGGUUGAAGGUGGUUCCUAUCUUGCUGUUGCACGGGUGGCCGGGUUCAGUAAGAGAGUUCUACGAGUUGAUUCCCAAGUUGAUCACACAAAGACCCGGACCAGACUUUCCCUUUGCCUUUGAGGUAGUAGCUCCGUCACUCCCAGGCUAUGGUUUCUCGGAGGCAGCCGCUCGGCCGGGUCUAGGAGCUGCUCAGAUGGCUGUCGUUCUCCACUCUCUCAUGGAGCGACUCGGCUAUGACAAGUAUUUCGUCCAAGGAGGAGACUGGGGAAGUAUAAUAGGCACCAACUUUGCCCAGAUGUAUCCUGACAAUGUCAUCGGACUACACUUGAACAUGGCGAACGUACAACCAACAAUCGGUAUACAACUGAAGCUGAUGGCCGGCAGCUUGUAUCCAAGACUAAUUUGUGACGAGGGAGAAGAGAAGUUCACUUAUCCUAUGCUGGACAAACUAUCUUUCCUAUUGGAGGAGACCGGAUACUUACAUAUACAAGCCACUAAGCCUGACACUGUGGGAGUUGCAUUGAGAGAUUCUCCGAUCGGAUUGGCUGCUUACAUCUUGGAAAAGUUCUCCACUGGGACUAACCCUUCAUGGAAGAGUUUGUCUGAUGGAGGCCUCUUAAAAAAAUACAAACUGGAGGAUCUCUUAGAUAAUAUCAUGAUCUACUGGCUCACUGGAUCAGCCACCUCAUCUAUGAGACUGUACAGCGAGUCAUUCAACAAGAAACAUAUGUCUAUGGGAUUUAAUAAGGCUCCAGUCACAGUUGUUACGGGAAUUGCUCGAUUACCCAAUGAGAUUGCUAACCAACCUCGCUCAAUACUCGGUCUCAAGUUUAAGAAAAUCGUCCAUCUGACGGAUUUUCCCACUGGUGGACACUUUGCUGCGUUUGAGGAGCCAAAACUGCUCGCUGAUGACAUCUGGAAAUUUGCCUCUAUUGCAAACCACACUCUUACUCUUGAGCAUCCAGAUGUUAAGUGGUUUUAAGUGUUAUUUUGUAGAUGUCUGUAAAAAUAAAGUUUACAUUUUAAAUUUU